This is a messenger RNA of Sycon ciliatum, 2596 nucleotides long. RefSeq names its product dynamin-1-like. Gene Ontology annotation, molecular function: GTPase activity; microtubule binding; GTP binding. The record is from RefSeq and is a predicted model, not a curated record. The transcript has 22 exons. Gene Ontology annotation, cellular component: cytoplasm; membrane; microtubule. Lineage: Eukaryota; Metazoa; Porifera; Calcarea; Leucosolenida; Sycettidae. The coding region runs from base 260 to 2596 and encodes 778 amino acids.
GCUUGUCGACGCGACGUGUAGUGCGUCGUUUUUUCUUUCCCAUGACGGCGGCCGGGGUAUAAAUUUGCGCUCAGCUGGACGGUGUUCGAGCAAGCAGUUUGGCGACAAGCUGCAACCGUUGCUUGCCUUUGCUGGAGAUUCCCUUCCCUGGUACCUACUUUCUGCUGCUGGUUACUUGUGCGAAUUCUGAUCCAUUCCUGGGACGCUUCGGUGCAACCCAGAGCCAGCAGAGGCAGCAUCCACCCUCCGACAUCGAAUCAUGUCGCAGGGUAACCAUGGAAUGGAAGAGCUGAUCCCGAUCGUCAAUAAGCUGCAGGAUGCUUUCUCGCAGCUCGGCAGCAACGUGCCGUUCGACCUGCCGCAGAUUGCCGUUGUUGGCGGCCAGAGCGCUGGAAAGAGCUCGGUGCUGGAGAAUUUCGUCGGCAGGGACUUCCUGCCGCGUGGAAGUGGCAUCGUAACACGACGGCCGCUGAUCCUGCAGCUAAACCAUGUCAAAUCCGGCGAGUGGGGAGAGUUCCUGCACGCAAAGGGCAAGAAGUUCACCGACUUCAACGAGAUUCGCGGCGAGAUUGAGGACGAAACGGAUCGCAUGACAGGCAGCAACAAGGGCAUCUCCGCCAUCCCCAUCAAUCUCAGAGUCUACUCACCUCACGUGCUCAAUCUCACUCUCAUCGACUUGCCCGGUCUGACCAAGGUUGCCGUGGGAGAUCAACCGGUAGACAUCGAGUUUCAAAUUCGCGAAAUGCUUAUGCAGUUCAUCACCAAGGGCAACUGUCUCAUCUUGGCCGUCACGCCGGCUAACGCAGAUUUGGCUAACAGCGAUGCGUUGAAGAUAGCAAAGGAGGUGGAUCCACAGGGUUUGAGAACGAUCGGUGUCAUCACCAAGCUGGACUUGAUGGAUGAAGGAACCGACGCUAAAGAAAUCCUGGAGAACAAACUGCUACCGCUUCGCAGAGGCUACAUCGGUGUUGUAAAUCGUUCACAGAAAGACAUUGAAGGUCGCAAAGACAUCAAGGCCGCUCUGGCAGCCGAGAGAAAGUUCUUCCUGAGCCAUCCGUCAUACCGGCAUCUGGCCGAGAAGCUGGGGACACCAUACCUACAGAAGGCUCUCAAUCAGCAAUUGACGAAUCACAUCCGCGACACGCUGCCAGCCCUGCGUCAGCGUCUCAUGAACCAGCUUGGCACGUUGGAGAAGGACGUACAAGAGUUCAAGAAGUUCAACGCCGACGAUCCAAACCUGAAGACAAAAGCUAUGCUCACGUUCCUUCAGACAUUCUCAUUGGAUUUUGAGAAGUCCAUUGAGGGUAGUGGUGACUUGGUGGAUACCAGUGAGCUGUCUGGUGGCGCCAAGAUCAACAAGAUCUUCCACGAGCGCUUUCCCUACGAGCUAGUCAAGAUGGAGUUCGAUGAGCGGGAGCUGAGACGCGAGAUUGGUUUUGCAAUCAAGAACUUGCAUGGUGUGCGUGUUGGUAUCUUCACGCCGGACAUGGCAUUUGAGGUGAUCUGUAAGAAGCAGAUUGACAAGCUGAAAGAGCCCUCGCUCAAGUGUGUGGACAUGGUCACAACCGAGCUAUUCCAGGUCAUCAAGAAGAUCGGAGAGAAGCUGCAACGCUACCCGAGAUUGCGCGACGAAGUGGAGAGGAUCUGCCACCACUACGUGCGCGAGUGUGAGGUCAAGGCCAAGGAUCAUAUCACAUUGUGCAUACACCUGGAGCUCUCGUACAUGAACACCAACCACCCGGAUUUCAUCGGCUUUGCCAAUGCACAGUCAGGUAGCAAGAAGGACAAGAAGGGUAGCAGCGCCAGCAUGGGCAAUCAGACGAUUCGCAAAGGCUGGAUGACCACUACCAGCGUUGGUGUGCUGAAAGGCGGCUCCAAGGAGUACUGGUUCGUUCUCACCGCUGACACUCUGGCAUGGUUCCGCGAUGAGAAGGAAGAGGAUCAGAAGUAUUUGCUGCGCUUGGAAAACCUGAAACUGAAGGAAGUGGAAACAGGUUUCAUGAGCCUUGGCAAGAAGCACUGCUAUGCUCUCUUCAACCCGAGCGCAAAGAAUUUGUUCAAGGAUUACAAGCAGCUAGAUCUGUCCUGUGAGACUGAAGACGACAUUGAGAGUUGGAAGGCGGCAUUUCUCCGUGCUGGUGUCUACCCAGAUAGAGGAGAAAUAGAGGAUGAGGGUGCUAUGUCUAGUGAGCUGGGUGCUAUGGACCCGAUGAUGGAGAGACAGGUGGAGACCAUCCGUAACCUGGUGGACUCCUACAUCGGCAUCGUUUCCAAGAGUAUCAAGGAUCAAGUGCCCAAGUCUAUCAUGUUCCUGCUCGUGUACAAGUUGAAAGACUUCAUCGCCACGGAGAUCCUGCCCAAUCUGUAUGCAGUUGGCCAGUCUGGUGAUCUGAUGGAGGAGAGCCAGGCCGAGGCACAGCGGCGUGAGGAGAUGUUGAGAAUGUACCACGCCAGUCGGGAAGCACUGGACAUUAUCAAUGACAUCAACACCAAGACUGUGAGCACACCGGUACCACCGCCGGUAGAGAACAGUAUUCAAGUGGAGUCAGUGGCCAGGCCUGCUAGUGAUAGUUUAGGUCAUCGUGCAAUGAUGUAA